CUAUCCUUGCCGGAAUCUAUGGGCGCCACGCGGAAGCACAGGCAAGUGACACUCCCCAGGAAAAAGAAGACAGGCUUUCCGCUUCCUCUCACACUGACUCUUCUUUCCAGAAACCACAAGAAAUGAGUGGAGAUAAAGAGGAACUGUCUUGCAUGCCGACUGAUGAUGGAACAGCAGCUCUUGCUCCUGCAGAAGAGAACAAACGAGCCCAGCAAAAAUUAGGUCCAGAAAGACAAGUUUGCACUAGCCCUGGUAUGAAAACCCUCACCGACAAUACCAAGCGGGUUAAGCUCAGCAGCGUUGGCCAGCAAGAAGACAGGCAAGAAAACCCCAGGAUGUCACAGCAAAAGGCAAGAAACACGACAGGUCCAUCUGUUACCACAGAAGAAAAACGGAAAAAAAGUUUUUUUAACAUACAGUUUCCUAAGAAUAAGAAGGAAAAAUGCACUCCACACGAUAAAACGGCACCAACAUUUACAAGCAUCAGUAACAAAGGAAAAGUGCCAUUGGCUGACAAGGAAGAUAGCGUACUUCAGACAAAGAGAGUUCAAACAAAGAGCUCAAAAAUGUCUCAACCCCUUCAAGACAAUUGCAACAACAGUAGAGGAAAGUUGUCUACGUCGGCCAUCUCUUCCCCAAUGGAAUCCUCUGUGGACUUCGAGGAGGACAUGUAUCGUGAUGCAGAAGACAUAGAGAGAGAGAAAGUGUUACUUGUGUGUGGGACAGGCUCUUCAGAUUUUCUAGAAAAUAAGUUAAGUGUUGAAUCUGAAGUAGACAUCAUGGAUUACUGCCACAAAGAAUGGAGAGGAAACACUGCCCAAGCCAAAUGUAUACGAAAGGGCUAUGAAGCUGUUUCACAGAGAUUUAUUUCAAUAAGAAGAGUACGAGGGGACAACUAUUGUGCUGUCAGAGCGACGUUGUUUCAAGCACUUAGCCAAGCCACUCAGCUUCCAGACUGGCUCCAGAGAGAGGAGACCAUGAUGCUACCACAGAAGCUGAUCAUAAAAUACGACUGGAUUGGACAGUGGCAACUCAGACAAAAAGGGAUCAAUAAUGUCGAAAACUUGGUGGUUGAACUAGAAGAAUGCUUAAUGCUCCUAAAAAGAAAGUGGAAAAAUAUGACUGAAAUGAAAACCCUCGCAGAGAGGCAAGCUGCUUGUGAUGAGCUUUUUCGAAGCGAAGAUGAUGAGUACAAACUCUAUGAAGCUGUGAAAUUUCUUAUGCUGAAUACAGCGAUCAGGUUGUAUGACGAUAAUGAGAAAGGAAAGGAGGUUCCUGUGUUCGCUUGGCUGCUGUUUGCUCGGGACACAUCCAGCAAUCCUUCCCAGUUAAUGGAAAACCAUUUGAAUCAGCUGGGUCACACUGGGGGCCUUGAACAAGUGGAGAUGUUUCUCCUGGCCUACGCUUUGCAGCAUACCAUCCAGGUGUAUCGUCUGUAUAAAUACAGUACAGAUGAAUUCAUCACCUUUUACCCCAAUGAGCCAGAAGAAGGUUGGCCAAUAGUAACUCUUAUAACUGAAGAUGACAGACAUUAUAAUAUUCCUGCUCGAAUGUGUAAAGAGACCAGUUUGUAAAAAGAAAAUCAGUGUGUUUCUCCAGAUGUAAAAAAUGAAUAAAUCUUGUAAAUGCA
Messenger RNA from Anolis sagrei ordinatus, 1630 nucleotides. RefSeq names its product OTU deubiquitinase with linear linkage specificity (gene OTULIN). The record is from RefSeq and is a predicted model, not a curated record. Lineage: Eukaryota; Metazoa; Chordata; Lepidosauria; Squamata; Anolidae. Gene Ontology annotation, cellular component: cytoplasm. Gene Ontology annotation, molecular function: cysteine-type deubiquitinase activity. Gene Ontology annotation, biological process: innate immune response; protein linear deubiquitination; regulation of tumor necrosis factor-mediated signaling pathway.